AUGCCUUCAGCUGCGAAUGCAAAGUCUGAAAAACCGGCCUCUUCGGAGGCUACGGAUAAUUCACCUAUACGGCAAAUUAUCACAAUUAUAGAACACAAAGUUCGUAAUUUGGAAAAAAGAAAGAGCAAGUUGACAUCAUACCGUGACCUGCAAAAAGCUGGUAAAGAAUUAAAAACUGAUCAAAAAAUAGCUGUUGCUAAGUAUGAUGAAGUUGCUCAGACAUUGGAAUUUGCUAGAGAUCUCUCAAAACAAAUUACUGCUAUUGCAGCAUCGGCUGAGCGUGAGGCUAAAAAGCAAGCUAAAAAGGAUGCAUGGGUGCGCUAUGCUGCUGAAACCAACAAAAUUCGUGAAGCUCUCUUAAUUUUGGAUUGCCUUAUGCAAAUGGGCAACUCUGAGGCAAGGGAAGACUUCUUGAAUGGGGCAAAUGGAGCAACUAAACUUACUGAGGAAGACUUGAAAAUUUUGGAUGACUUGUACUCUGAAGUUACACCAAAGCAUGUAGUAAAUGAGGAAGGACAACCUGGAUUUCAUAUGCAAACAGUCAAAGCUGCUGAACAUUUAUAUGCUAUCAUUGACGGAAAACAAAAGGAGAUUUUGGGCACAACAUAUGCUCAUAUCAAAGAAAUAGUGAAUGCUGUACAUGAAUGUGGAUAUUUUGACAAAACUAUUGAGACAGUUGCAGAAACUGAGGAAACUCACAUAAUUGUGGAAGAAGAGCAGCAGAUAGCAGCUUUGGAAGUAGAGGAAGCCAAUGCUGUCCCUUCCUACCCACCACCCACUGUCCUCCCUGUACCUCCUGCUCCAGCUGUUGUUCCUGCACCAGGCUAUCCACUCCGACCUCUUCCCCCAAUAACUUUACAAGAAGUUGAACAUGCAUACUUCUCCCAACAGUAUCCACAACAGAGACCUAUUUCAGAAGUAAUUGGCUCUCAAAACUUCUUUUUCCUUCAGGAAUCUGAAAUUGACAGCCCUGUUGUUGUGGUUGAACAAGAACCAGUGCAGGUUGAAGAGCAAAAAGCCCCUACACCAGUUGAAGAUAAAAAUGAAGAUGAAUGGCAAGAAAGCCAAAGUCCCAAACAGGAAGAUAGCAAUGACCGCAGGACUCAAGGUCAAGGAGAUGGUCAAAACAGGUUCAGGCGUUACGGUCGUGGAGGCAGAGGUGCAUCCAAUGGCUAUCGUGGACGUGGAAACUUUCAAAACAGACAAAAUGAUGGAUAUCACCCUCGUGGGGAAUAUCAGAACAGAAUAAACAAAGAUGGCUAUCAGAAUAGACAGUAUGAUGGCUACCAGAACAGACACAAAGAUGGAUACCAGAACAGGGGAGGUAAUGAUGGUUACUAUGGCAAUGGAGACACUGGCGACAGCCAUCAACAGAAUGAAAAUGGUGGUCGUGACAGGUACAAUGAUAGUAACCAGAGUUAUCAGGGUGGAUUCAAGAGCCGUGGCAGGGGAGGUCCUCGCGGAGACAGACUAAAUCAUUCGUGGAAGGCAAAUUUCACCGGCAACAACGCGCUGUGGCAACAUCAAAGAGAUUAUGGUUACGAAGUCACGCAAGUGAAAUCACUUUGA
Messenger RNA from Parnassius apollo (apollo), 1569 nucleotides. Lineage: Eukaryota; Metazoa; Arthropoda; Insecta; Lepidoptera; Papilionidae. The record is from the annotation of a GenBank genome assembly.